Messenger RNA from Tetranychus urticae (two-spotted spider mite), 1817 nucleotides. Lineage: Eukaryota; Metazoa; Arthropoda; Arachnida; Trombidiformes; Tetranychidae. The record is from RefSeq and is a predicted model, not a curated record.
UAAACCGUUAAUUCAUUUGCAAAUGUUCAGCAACAGCAAUUGGAAACAAAUAGUUGCAAUUAUCUGUGUUUCUAUUUAUUUCUCAAUUGAAUCUCCAUUACAAUGUUAUUCAAAGUUUUAAUUGUUUUUACAUUGUACUCAACAAUAUCAACACUCAGUAAUUUGGUGGACUUGCCAUUGAAAGUGCCUAAAGGAAGUUCAGUGAUUAAUGCUACUUUAACUUAUCAUGGAUAUACCAAUGAAUUUAAGAAGUAUUAUUUACAAGAGUUGAUAUCAGCUUUUGGUCCAACCACUAAAGGUAAAAUUUUCAUCUCAAGUGAUACGGAUUCCUACACAAUACAUUAUAAUGCUGAUUCUUAUACUGGUGUGGACGGUAGGGAACGAUUGGUUAUUCAAGGUACAAAUUGUGAACUGUUCACUUACACUUACAGCAGUUGGGAUAAAUAUUUAUCUGGCGUUAAGAAACCCAUACUCAACAUAAUUCUCUUGAUAGGACCUUCGAUAUUAUACAGACUUGAUCAUUCGUCGUUUGUUUGGAAAUCGGUUGCAGAUAAAAACAUCAGAGGAAUCAUGAUGAAAGGGGCAUCAACAGAAGUUAAUGAAAAUUUGAAAAUUACUUUCUACUACAAAAGUCAUCUCGAUUACCAAUCUGGAAUGGAAAGUCCCAGCAGAAUUGAAUUCAGUGGUUAUGAAAGAGCUUCAAUUCCAGAGUCAGAAGAGAAUCUCAUUCUAUAUAUAGAUAUCUAUUCUAUUCAACAUGUAAAUAUUUUCCUUGAAGACUUAGAUCAAGUCCAGAAUGAGGUUCAACCUCCAACUGGAAUCGGAUGUCCACAUUACUUAUCUGGAAGCAAAGAAUUGCCAGAGUUAAGUGUUAAUCACUUGCACUACAUCAUGGAGGAACGAAUCAAAGGUUCAACUGCGUCUCGAUCACUUAGUGAGAUUUAUGCUGCAUAUCAUUACGAUUUUUCGAGGAUAAAAACAUUGGUUGGUUCAGUAAGCGAAGUUAUUUACGACUAUCGACUCGGAGUUUCUUUUCAUAUUUCAAAGGAUGGAUCCGUUACUGUGACAUCCAUCGACUCGAGUACGCCUGGAAUCGAAUCUCAUGGAGAAUUCACUUUGACUACUCUUUUCAUGCUCGAUGGUAGCUUUAAAUAUCUUGGGAAGCGCAACUUGAAGCAUCGCUCUGGACUCUCUGUUGAAGCAUGGGAAUCAGUUCUACUCAAUGCCAAUAUCAACGGAAAGAAGGUGGAUAAAGCUGUUAUUACUCAAUAUUUUGCUCCAUCGGAAAACAAUGACAUAUUUUAUGGCUAUACUCUUGUCAGUACCAAAGUGUCCAUCUAUGAUCAUGAUCAAUCGAAAAAAGUUUACACUUGGAAGGAUGGUAUCACAAGAGAUUACAUGAACUUUCAAGAGGUUCGAUCCAUCGAGAGUAUUCGUUCAUUGACAGAAAAAGUCAAUUACGCUUCUAGCGAUGAAAAAGUGAUCCUUAACUUCAUAUUAGAGUGUGAUGCUUCUGAUCACAAUGCUUGCAUCAAACACAUAGAGGAUAAUGUUUACUGGUUGAAAGGAGAGUUCCUUUAUUUUGUCCUUUUAGUUCAACCAGUCAGUAUACUGCGAAUAGGCGAUAUUCGAUAUCGCUUCACCGAUACAAAAGUCGAAAUGGAAGUGACAUUUCUCGAUCUACCACAUUUGGAAUUCAUUUUCAACUCUGUCUCCAUGUCGCUGAGUCAAGAGACAUUCACCAAGAUGAUGACGAUUAUCGCUAAUAAUGAACCCGAUUGCCUAGAAAAAUUAUCACAGUAUCAGCUGACAAUCAA